Molecule: messenger RNA, 2880 nt
Organism: Lingula anatina
Lineage: Eukaryota; Metazoa; Brachiopoda; Lingulata; Lingulida; Lingulidae
Product: sodium/hydrogen exchanger 9B2
Biological process (GO): proton transmembrane transport
Cellular component (GO): membrane
Molecular function (GO): antiporter activity
Source: RefSeq, a predicted model, not a curated record
CAGAAGCUAGCUUUAAAAAGGAUAAAAAAAUAUUGAUAGCAGUCUUCGACUUUUUAACGUGAACGAAUUACCACACGGGGAAAAUAAGUUAUUUGAUCUUAUACUGACCAAGACAUUAUAGAUGUUAUGUACAGAGCAGCAUACACCAGUAAAAGAACAAAUUAUCCACGUGAUUAAACUGUGUUGAAAUAAUAGAGGAAAAAGAAACAGAAAUGGAUGGGGAACAGAAUGGCCCUGCUUGUCAAGAGUUGGAAGAAGAUAUUCCAGAAACAACAGAUAUGUUGUCAAAAGAUGCCCCAAAGACACUCGAUGACAUAUCAGACCUAGAUGCAGAAAAUUCAAAAACAGUAAAAUGUGAUAAUAUAACAGAAGAAGAGCUGCACCAGAAAGUGGAAAAUGUACAUGGAUGUUGUCAAAAUUGUUGCAUAUCUCUGUAUACCAGUAUCAAACAGUGUUGCUUUAGAACUUGCCAGCCAUGCAUGACAAAAUACCAUCCACAUAGGGCAUCAGGGUCCAGGACUCAAAGGUGUGCUUAUGCCUUUAUGUGUCCCCCACAUGGUAAAUUAGCAAAGGCUGUAACCAUUUUUCUUGCCAUGUUGCUGUUUUGGGCCGUUUGCUGGGGGAUCACUGGAGAGCAAGCCUUACCUGGAACAAAAGGCAAUAUAUUUGGACUUGUGGUGUUGGUGGUGUGUUGUUUGCUUGCUGGGGCUGCUGUGGAACUUAUUCAUCUCCCAGCAUUGUUAGGCAUGCUAGUUAUUGGUUUUGCACUGAAAAAUACUCCUUACAUAGAUGUGGCUAAGAAUAUUAACCAAGAAUGGUCAGCAGUUUUAAGGUCUAUGGCAUUGGUUGUGAUUUUGCUGCGUGCUGGUUUAGGGUUGGACCCACAAGCCUUGAGGAAACUUUCCUGUGUUGUGAUCAGGCUGGCUUUCACGCCCUGUAUGGUGGAGGCAGCCACUGUAGCUGCAGCAACACAUCUUCUCUUAGGAUUUCCAGUGGAGUGGGGAUUCAUGUUAGGAUUUGUGCUGGGAGCUGUGACACCUGCUGUGGUUGUCCCCAGUAUGCUGAGUCUCCAGGAGAAAGGAUAUGGAGGGGACAAAGGAAUAACCACAUUGGUAGUGGCUGCUGCAAGCAUUGAUGAUGUUCUUGCUAUUACUGCAUUUGGCGUCUUACUUGGCAUUGCCUUUUCAACUGGUGACAUUGCUGUCACUAUUGUCAGAGGGCCACUGGAAGCUGUGUUAGGAGUGGUGUAUGGGGUAAUAGCAGGGAUAAUUGUGUGGUAUUUUCCUCACAAAAAGCAUAAGCAUUUAAAGUUCUACAGAACAUUGUUAUUACUGCUGGGUGGCUUAUUUGCUGUGUUUGGUAGUAACAGUGCUCAGUUACCAGGUGCAGGAGCUUUAGGUUGUCUUACAAUGCCAUUUGUUGCUGCUUUACGAUGGAGGAAGGAAGGCUGGGUUGAGGAUAAUUGCCCUGUGACAAAAAAUUUGGGGAGAUUAUGGGUCCUUUUUCAGCCACUACUCUUUGGACUUAUAGGUGCAGAAAUUGAAAUCUCAAGCCUCCAAGCCAAUACUGUAGGCUUAGGAGUGGCCACAUUAUGCAUUGGACUUUUUACAAGAAUGGUGGCAUCAUUUCUUGUAGUAUUUGGAACAGAGUUCAACUGGAAGGAAAGGUUCUUCAUUCCAUUUGCAUGGCUUCCAAAGGCAACUGUUCAGGCUGCCAUAGGACCAGUAGCUUUGGAUACAGCCAGAAGGAAUGCAGAUGUGACAAAAGAACUUUUGGGGAUACAGAUCUUGACUAUAGCAGUAUUGUCCAUUCUGAUUACGGCACCUGUUGGAGCAGCAGCUAUAGCCCUCACUGGACCAAGAUUGUUGACAAAAACGAAACAUACAGAUCCCAAUAAUCAGGAUCUAAAUGAUCCAGAUGACUUGCCAAUCACAGAACAACAUUUGAGUAACAAUUUUAGUAAUGUUAACAACAAGUUAGCCAAGAUUCCAUCAGUUGGGAACUGUACUGCUAGGCACCAAGCACUCGAGGAAGUCUUGCACUACCACCACACCUCUGGGAUCACACCAACGUUGAGCACAGGGCCCAGACUUGAUCAAGGCACCAAGAGGGAAUUGCUGCCCUUGCCACCAGCAUCCUGCAUUCUCCAGAGGGGGAUGGUCCAGGGGCAAUUUUCAUAUCAUCAUCGGGANACAAUUGUGUGGUAUUUUCCUCACAAAAAGCAUAAGCAUUUAAAGUUCUACAGAACAUUGUUAUUACUGCUGGGUGGCUUAUUUGCUGUGUUUGGUAGUAACAGUGCUCAGUUACCAGGUGCAGGAGCUUUAGGUUGUCUUACAAUGCCAUUUGUUGCUGCUUUACGAUGGAGGAAGGAAGGCUGGGUUGAGGAUAAUUGCCCUGUGACAAAACAUUUGGGGAGAUUAUGGGUCCUUUUUCAGCCACUACUCUUUGGACUUAUAGGUGCAGAAAUUGAUAUCUCAAGCCUCCAAGCCAGUACUGUAGGCUUAGGAGUGGCCACAUUAUGCAUUGGACUUUUUACAAGAAUGGUGGCAUCAUUUCUUGUAGUUUUUGGAACAGAGUUCAACUGGAAGGAAAGGUUCUUCAUUCCAUUUGCAUGGCUUCCAAAGGCAACUGUUCAGGCUGCCAUAGGACCAGUAGCUUUGGAUACAGCCAGAAGGAAUGCAGAUGUGACAAAAGAACAUUUGGGGAUACAGAUCUUGACUAUAGCAGUAUUGUCCAUUCUGAUAACGGCACCUGUUGGAGCAGCAGCUAUAGCCCUCACUGGACCAAGAUUGUUGACAAAAACGAAACAUACAGAUCCCAAUAAUCAGGAUCUAAAUGAUCCAGAUGACUUGCCAAUCACAGAACUUUAACAAUCACAAG